UUCUAAGUUUAAAUAAAAGAGAUCGAUCGAAGCCUCUUUUGUUGUUUGGCGUAUUUGUUUCUCUUGCCGUUGGUGUACGUAUGUCCAACCAUCAGACUUUAGCAUCCAGCUUACUCAACCAUCUCUUGCAUAUCCCUGCUGCAGAAACAAUCAGAGCCAAGGAGUCCGGAAACAAGGACGAGGAAGACACGUAUCAAGCUCAACCAGAUAUUAGAAGAGGUAAGGAAGCACUCGCUUUGCAUGAUCAUCAAGAUCAUGGUUCAAGUGGUGCAAAGAAACAAGAACGUAACGCCAAUGAGCGUCUCAGGAGGAUGAGACUUCAUGCCUCUUACCUCACUCUCGGCACUCUUCUCCCUGAUCUUCCUUCUUCCUCCAAGAAGAAAUGGUGUGCACCGUCUAUAAUGGAUAGAGUGGUUACUUACAUUCCCAAGCUACGUAAUGAAGUUGAAGAGAUAACUCUCAGAAAGCAAAACCUUGUAGAAAAGAUGGAGACCAAAAGGUCCUCCUGGGAAUCAGAGCGACAAGUUCCUCACAUUCGAGCAAUCUCGGUUCUUGAAUUGGUGGGAUCAGGUCACGAGGCUGUUGUACAGAUAUCCAUGAAGAAGGAAAAGGAAGAUGAGUUCUCGAACUUGCUUCAUGUAAUUGAGGUGCAAGGUUUUAGUAUUUUAAGCGCUUCUACUUCUCAAGUGUGCCAACAUCAACGGGUGGUUUGCUACAACUUCCAUUGUAAGAUGGAUGAGAAGCCAUGUGAAGGUGAUGACUACAUCACAGUGUUGAAGAAGAACAUCAUUGCUUCACUCUCCUGACAACACAAAAUGCAAAUGAAAUUAAGUGAUAUGAAGAGAAUGAGUAAAAGAAUAGCUUGGACGACGCAUAUAUCGCAGUUUGCACUUCUUGCUUAUAUCAUGUUUGGUUUGGUGUUUGAAAUCUCGUAAAUCAUAUUCAGAUGUAGAAAGUUCUUGUUUUACCUCCCUAUACCAAAAUUCUUUCUUAGUGAUAUUUAGGACUUAGGACUGAUCCUAAGGUAUUUGUUUCCUAAAGCGGAACGUGAAAAUAAGAUACCACGAAAAAAAGGAAAAUACACCGCAAGGAAUUGGACCGAAUUUAAAACGAGAGGAAAGAAGUAAU
Molecule: messenger RNA, 1128 nt
Organism: Eutrema salsugineum
Lineage: Eukaryota; Viridiplantae; Streptophyta; Magnoliopsida; Brassicales; Brassicaceae
Product: transcription factor bHLH160
Exons: 3
Coding region: 81-806 (241 amino acids)
Biological process (GO): regulation of transcription by RNA polymerase II
Cellular component (GO): RNA polymerase II transcription regulator complex
Molecular function (GO): RNA polymerase II transcription regulatory region sequence-specific DNA binding; DNA-binding transcription factor activity, RNA polymerase II-specific; protein dimerization activity
Source: RefSeq, a predicted model, not a curated record